Molecule: messenger RNA, 4753 nt
Organism: Topomyia yanbarensis
Lineage: Eukaryota; Metazoa; Arthropoda; Insecta; Diptera; Culicidae
Product: synaptotagmin 1
Exons: 9
Coding region: 498-1838 (446 amino acids)
Biological process (GO): regulation of dopamine secretion; calcium ion-regulated exocytosis of neurotransmitter; synaptic vesicle endocytosis
Cellular component (GO): axon; synaptic vesicle membrane; dense core granule
Molecular function (GO): calcium ion binding; clathrin binding; calcium-dependent phospholipid binding
Source: RefSeq, a predicted model, not a curated record
CUCAAUCGAUUUUCCCACUCACUUGAAAAAGCUACCAUCUUGGGAAUGGAGUGAAAAUUUUCCUGUUCCUCGACAUAGUUUGAAAAAUUGUGCAGCAAUUUGUGGUCUGUUCGAAUGAAAAAGUGUCCUAACGUGCAUCUCGGGACGGUAUUGUGCUGAUUUUAUACCGAGCAAAAGAUGAAUCGUGCGGGUAGUUGUUGUUGAGGAGGAUUUGUCCUGUGCUUCAAGUAGUGUUACCGAGCAGAAGAAAAAUAGCAGUUUUGUCCUGAAACCAGCGAAAAUCUUCGCAGCAAUACAGUUGGUCAACUAAUUAAUGGACAGCAAUUGAAGGCAUUUGUGGUUGAAAAAAAAGCUCAUUACACGAGUGGCAAGUGGGAGAUGAAGAUGCAUGCGGAAAUUAUCUUUUGAUUUUGGUUACGUCCUGGAAAAACGGAUAAAGCGGAAAUUAAAUAAUUCAUGUGACUGUGUGUGCUUUCUACAGCGAAAAAAAAUCCAAAAUGGCUCCGGGAAUAUGGAAAAGGGAGGCUGAACCCGAUACCGAUGCAGCGGAGAUAGCAGAAGCUGCAACUACUUUGGCGACGAAAAUCUUCGGACACAAGCAUCCCCAUCGUACGACGACGGCAUCGGAGCUAGAAACAGAGGAAAAUGACGACUACUCCAGUACCGCCUUGCCGACGAAGGGCGAGGCGGAGAAAAUCGGAGACAAGGCGGCCGAAAUGACCGAACAGCUGGCACAGGAGAUGGGCAUCCCGACGUGGGGCCUGGUGUCCAUCAUCAUCUUCGUCCUGCUGAUCAUCCUAGGCAUCUGUGGCUUCUGCAUUCGGCGCUUCUUCCGCAAGAGGCGCUCCAAAGACGGCAAGAAGGGCAUGAAAGGAGUCGAUAUGAAAUCGGUACAAUUAUUAGGUUCAGCAUACAAAGAAAAGGUUCAACCCGACAUGGAAGAACUGACGGAAAAUGCGGAAGAGAACGACGAAGGGGAAAGCAAACAGAGUGAGCAGAAGCUAGGAAAGCUACAGUACAAGCUUGAAUACGAUUUCAACGCUAAUGCCUUGACUGUGACUGUAAUUCAGGCGGAAGAGCUACCAGCCCUAGACAUGGGUGGUACCUCUGAUCCUUACGUGAAAGUCUAUCUGCUGCCAGAUAAGAAGAAAAAGUUUGAAACCAAGGUUCACAGGAAAACUCUUAGUCCGGUAUUUAACGAAUCGUUCACAUUCAAGAGCCUUCCGUAUGCCGAGGCCAUGAACAAGACGCUAGUGUUCGCCAUAUUCGAUUUCGAUCGAUUCUCCAAGCACGACCAGAUCGGUGAGGUGAAGGUGCCCCUCUGUCAGAUCGAUUUGGCCCAAACUAUCGAGGAGUGGCGGGAACUACAGAGCGUCGAAGGCGAAGGUGGUCAGGACAACAAGCUGGGAGAUAUCUGCUUCUCGUUGCGCUAUGUACCCACUGCAGGUAAAUUAACCGUCGUAAUCUUGGAGGCGAAGAACCUGAAGAAAAUGGACGUCGGAGGAUUGUCAGAUCCAUACGUAAAAAUUGCGCUGAUGCAGAAUGGAAAGCGUUUGAAAAAGAAAAAGACUAGUAUCAAAAAAUGCACACUAAACCCCUACUACAAUGAGUCGUUCUCAUUCGAAGUUCCUUUCGAACAAAUACAAAAAGUGAACCUGGUAGUCACCGUGGUGGAUUACGAUCGCAUCGGUACGUCGGAACCAAUCGGUAAGGUCGUCCUGGGUUACAACGCGAGCGGAACCGAGCUGCGUCACUGGUCCGACAUGCUGGCAUCGCCGAGGCGUCCAAUCGCACAAUGGCACACGCUGAAGGACCCCGAGGACGAUAAGAAGGACUAAGGCGAACCGAUCCCAGCAGGCGGGGCUGAACGUUAAUCGAAAGUUUGGCGAGAGAAGAAGUAAAAAAAACACAAACACACACGAGAGACUAGAGACAGAUUAAGUGAACCAAAAGGAAUCAUAGUGAACGCAUUACUAAGCAAAAAAAAUAGGAAAAACACUCUGAACGGAAAGAAUGGUGAAUAGGAUAAAAGUUGAGCGAAAAGUAGAGCUACAAGCGAUUGAAAACCGUUCGAUCCGAUUCAGAUGUAACGAAGCUCUAUCAGGUUUAUGUAAAAAUUAAAAAAAAGUUAAUGUUUGUUUCGUUUUUCCUAAAAAGUAUUUUUAGAAUGUGGUGGUAAAUUACAAACAAAACAAUGGCCGAUCGAAGGUUUGUAUUAGUAAAGCAUAAAAAGAAUAAAAACAGUUAUUGGACUGAAUUGCCGAAGCUUGUAAACGAUUGUUAUUGUUUUCGAAAUCUUGCUGGAAGGCGACAUUGAUAAGUUCCAGACACAUCUCGUUAGAUUUUUGGCAGAAGCUCAGUUUUCUUAUGCAUAGCAUAUUGGGUAGGACAUCGGAUCGUAGUACAUUAAAAAACAUAAGCAAAGCAUUCAGUCUGAUAAACAAAAAGUGCGCCUAUUGUGCAUCUUUUCUAGUUAUUGCAUAUCUCUUAAAAACCGAUGCUUCAGCACGUGACUAGUGUGGGACUGAGGCGUUCCUUCGUUGCGACUAGUAGGCGAUGAUUUUAGGAUCAUUUCAAGCGCUCCUGUCCCUCACGAAGUAGCGGCGAAUUUCACUAACUCACGGGGUAAAUCUGAAGAUGAUAUAAAUAGAUAGCUCUGUAACGCGACAAGAUUUAAAAUUGUAGAACCGUUGAAGUGAAAAUUAAAAAAAAAUAAACAGAAACAAAAUACGUCAAACAAACAAUAACACAUGGUCCCACUUUGAUGUUGUAGAAAAGAAGCACAAUAAUAGCCUAAAUUAUGCUACGAAAAAGACAGUCGCACCGACACUUGUGAAUAGGUAAACCAAAGAUGAAAAACAGUGGGCAAAAUAACGAAAUAAUAAAUGUAUGUUAGAACAUUUUAAGUAGACAAGGAUGGCUUUCGUGUUUGGUUUCGAGCGGUAAAAAAUACAAACCAUAUAUCAGUAGAAGAAAAAAAAGAAGACACGCGGUUGCUUCGUUCGCAAGAAGUCCUAGUAGGCGUGCGCGAUUGACGAGUGACUGUAAACUAAUGCUGAAAUAGAAAAAACACAAAAGGCUUGACAGUUUGCAUAUUGCCUUGACUGUUUAGUACAUUUGUGUGAGAUUUUCUUAUUCCGGACAGUACAUUUGGAAUGAAAUUCAUUGUUUUUCGACGUUCCAUUUUUUGUACAUUCGCGUAAUGGUUUUUAAUGUUAUUAUCCUGAUUCAAGAGAAGCCUUCGCAGAUUCAAUCAAUUCGAACAAAACUGGACCAUUCAACCUGUUGGAUUCUGCUUUCUAGGUGACAAAAUGUGAAAUCAGCAAACCGAUGAAAAAACACAGCAACUUUUAAAACACCUCACCGAACGAACAAAAUAAGGCUUAGGAUAAAUGUUUACAAUCAGGCUUUAGGUUACUCAUCACGAUAGAUGCAUUCCACAACCAAUACACGAACAGACACACCUGCAUACAUACAUACACAACAGAAAAGACACUAUUAUCAAGGUAUUUAUUCCGUCGGAAGUAAAUAGGUUCACCAAUUCCUUAGAUUACAGUUAAUGAGUUCGAGGAAAUAUUAUGAAAGCUGUACUUCUUGUUGAAACAAAAAAAAAAUAUAAAAAGUUAUAAAAAAGCUAUUUACUGUUAAAUAAGAUGAUCUAUCUAUUGAAUUAUAUAUACAUAUUAUCAAGUUGAUCAAAUUUGAAUACGAAUAUUCUCAUAAAAAUACAGUAUUUGUACACUCAGCUAUAUCAGUUCAAACAUUCUAAUGACAUUAGCAGCGAUAAACUCUGUAAAAUCUGAACAACAGAACAAGAAAUCUUUGUAUCUAUAGUCCAGUUCAGAACUUAAAAAAUACAAAAGCUACCAAGCGUUGACUUGGUUCUACAUAGGAAUUUUUUCCAGUGUAUUACUUGGUAUAAGUCAACGCUCGGAUUGCCUUUUCAUCCUAAACGUGUUCUUUUCCAAAAAAAAAAAAACGAAAGAAUAGUUGCGAUUUACUAGAGAUUCACCUAAUAUCAUAACUACUAGAUAUGUACUUUCGGUGAUUUCAACUCAAGACUAAAACACCUUUUCAAUGUGCAAGCCUUUUUAAUUUGUACUUUUUCACGCUUACACAUCUAGAAAAAGAAAACUAUCCCGUCUAGUAGGAAGACCCGACAAUCCAGCAAUUAGAUACAUAAUCAACAAUUCUUGGAUAGUUGGAGUUUUCUGAUUAGGCUACCGACCGACGAGACCUUACUUCCGUUAUCCAAUGUUAGUUUCGGUAGGAUUUUAAGCUGACCUAAACGUGAUUCCUUGUGUAAAUAUUUAAAAACAAGUUUGGGUCUUUCCAGGUAUUUAUUUUUGUUUGUUUAUUUUUCGUUUGGAGUAGACGAGCAGACGAACCGUCACUCGGGAGAAUAGUAGGAUGGAUAUAACAGACACCUCUUCUUUAACGAUCCAAAAUGCACCUCAUAGCACAGCGUUAGAGCGAAUUGUGUUACCAUAGCGACUACAGUGACUACUAGGCAAAACUAAAGUGUACACAUACGACAAUUCUCCGUAGAAAUAAUUGAUGAUACUUGAGCUGUUUUUAAAUGGCAUGCUUUAGCGUGACUUUCACUCUCCCCAUAGAACUAAAACCGUAGGCUAAGUUACUCUUCCAUUCCACACAAUGAACAGGAACUGUGAAGGAAGGGAACUUAUACACGAAAUACAAACAAUCGUUAGAAAUUACGAGGACUGAGGCAGAGAGGUUUUAAAAAGAAUAA